Molecule: messenger RNA, 19972 nt
Organism: Pseudomyrmex gracilis
Lineage: Eukaryota; Metazoa; Arthropoda; Insecta; Hymenoptera; Formicidae
Product: mucin-12
Exons: 22
Coding region: 425-18259 (5944 amino acids)
Molecular function (GO): calcium ion binding
Source: RefSeq, a predicted model, not a curated record
ACAGACAAAGUUACGCACCCGGAGAAAGGUCAAUCGGUCGGCCGCUCCGUCGCGGAGCUCUCUCGUGACUCUUACAUCCGGGCGAAACCAGGUGUUAAUUUUCAAUUUAUCGGGGAAGAAAGACAAUUGUUUGACGUGACGCGUCUUCAGAUUUGUCGGUCGAUUUUGUCUUUUUCACACAAUCGCGGUAAUUUUUUUAUUUACACGUUCUUCGUUUCCCCCGAAAAAAAAAACAAAAAAAAAAAAAACAAAGAGGUGAUCGAGGCGAGGUGUUCUGGUUGGAAAACUGGACGCACCGAGAUCGCUCCAUAUGUAACGGACGGAAGCACGCGGGAGAUCGGUUCACGUGGGAAGUGCGCGUCAUCCUCUUCUUCGUUGACUUUGAGCUGGUUCAAAGUGCUGUCGCUUCGAGGGACACGAACAGAUGGGCGACGACAUGUGGAGGCUUUGGUUUACGAAAUUGCUCCUGUUAGUGACGCUGCUGUUGGCGAUCACCGCGCUAACGCGAUCCGAGGACGCGGAUUCGUCGAAUAUUAGAGCGUCCAGAAUAGAAAGGGACCUCGAGGGAGUGACCACGGUUCUCUUAGUUUCGGCGCGUCCUGGAAAAUCCAUACCUCCGGUCGGACUGUUGACGAAUACGGCGCGUACGUUCGUGCAGGAUGGCGCGAGCACCGAAUUCGCUACCAAAGUCCUCGGCACGACUCUAAACAAUGGUCGUUUUUACGCGAGAAUUCUAUCCACGUCCAGUAGGGUGUUCUACGAGAAAGAGCCCGUUCCCGAUCCGUCGAGCCCCUACGUAGUUUAUCCCUCGAGAGCACCGGAGGACGAAUGGCGGCUCCGAGUGGCUCUCGACAAUACGCCAAUUAGAAUUAUCGAAGAGAUACAAGCGCCGAACGACAACAUCGACAGCAAUACCGAGAAGCAGAAAGAGACCGGAACGAUCGGUAAACUCGACGAACUGUCUCGUGAAAAUGAUAUAUUCAGCAAGAGAGAACUCAGCGGGGACGCGCAGAGAUUUAAACCGGCGAAGGUGCGAACGGCCGACAAUCUACCCACUUACACCGUCAAACAGGAAUACGUGACAAGCGGUUUCGACGCGUUCGAGGACGCGCAAUCGAAGAGCUUCAGACCGCGAGCGCCGAAGAUCUUUAAGCCGCAGGUGAAGACCGCGCCCCAGAAGAAACCGGACACAAAGCCUCUCGCUACCGUGACUUAUCACGGUUUCGCGGAUUUCACGACCACGGUCGGCGACACCGUCAUCGUCUUCUCGCCGAGCACGUCGCCGGCGCCCUUGGCACGUCCCGCGACCACGAUCAAAGGCGACGCCACACUUCGACCGGACGAUGGCGUGGCGGUGAUGAAGAUUCGGCCUACGACCGUGAUGGAUCGCGCGAAAACCGAUCUGCCUUCAAAUCAUCAAAAUGAUCACUCGGAUGAUCAGCUGCUGAGCGCUAUCAAUCGCGGAAACAUUCAGCCUAGCUUGGUCGAGGAAACCGAAGCCGAAUCGUCUACCACGUCCACGGAACCGUUACUGCUGGUACCCGAUGUCGAAACCGGAUCGGUGAAAUCGACGGGUCUUCUGAAAGUUAUCGACUCCACGACGUCACUGGAUGGCACCACGACUCAUUACAAGAGUCUCAUUUACGGCACGUACAUUGGCACGAAUUACGCGCAAAUAAUUCACACGUCAUCGAAUGUGUACUUCUUUCCGGAUGAAGCCACCGUGACUUAUGAGGCGGACGACACUACUGUGGAAUACGGCACAACCGGAACCGAAUCUGACGAACAGGACACUGUCGAAGAGUUGCCUUCUACCACACCAACAACGAUCACUACCAGCGAAGAGAAUGAAAUGAACGAACUGAGCACUCCAUUAAAAGACACAACAGACAGUGUUCUGACAACUCUCAAGGAUAUUUUGGAAAGCGCGAGAAGAGUACUGGCAACGACGGAAUCGGUGAUGCCGACUUUGGAGGACGAAAUUCCGAAUGACAUCGUAUUGGGAGAUCACCAAGGACGUAGCAUUAAAAACGAUUCUCCACAAAAUAAUCUGCAAGCCGACAAACACAAGUCACACGAUUCAGAUAAUGCGGAAGAGAAAGUGACGGUGGCCACUAAAGUGCUACCGUCUACCGUCUACAAGACAUUCACGUAUUUCACAACUUUCUUCAUUCCGGGCGACAACGAUCAGACCACGACUUCAAUUCGCUCUCGAGAAGUGGUCUCUUCCGAGGUGACAUUCUUGACUGAAUUAAUUCGACCUACUUCGACCGACGUUUCAAUCCGUUCUACUUCUUCACCAAGAAAAACGCCGACUUUGCUCGGCGAGGUCGAGGAAGAGCAGACUACCAAACAAGAUGAAGAAAUAGAAUUGAUCUUUAAGACCUUGUACACAACAUACACGUAUUUAACAACAUUCUUCCAAGAAAACACAUCGAGCGUAUCCAGUCGACAGGUCGUCGAGACUAACGUUAUCACGCAGACCGUCGGACCAAACGGGGUUUCUGCCGUUGUAGCCGGCCUCUUCGACAAGGACGAGUCCGUGUUAAUAUCACCAACGACGAUAUCGCAGAGUAUCUUGCCGUCCGUAACAAACGCCCGAACUCCCGAAGAGUUUAACAAGGGUACCGAGCCGAUUUAUCAGGUUCUCGACGAAACGACGGAAGACAGUUUGACUACUUUCCAACAGCAAGACACCACUCCGACGGAUUCUAUCACAACUAAUGACGAUUUCGAGACGUCAGAUGGAUGGACUACUGAUUUAGAACCGAGUCCCACUCCAGCUAUGGCAAGCGAAGCGGUGAGAGAACAGGUGAAGACGUAUUACACGACUUACACGUACUUCACUACUAUUUUUGUUGAUGACGAAACGGAGAUCGAGACGCGAACUGAGGUAUUUACAAACGUGGUUACUGAAACCAUUACACCUACGAAGGUUCAGCCAGUUUCACAAGAAACGACUCAACUCACGACACCAAAAUCUGUCGAUAGUAAGCCUGCUGUGCCUCCGGAGAUCUUAGCUUAUCUGGAAGCUCUUCAGCGUAAGAAGUCUCAGGAAGAAGAGCUUUUACUAACGAAAAAGGUUCAACAAGCCGAUCAAGCGACGCGCAACGAAGCUACGACUAUGACCGAAGGCAACACCGAGCAAACGACAGAAGUGCCUACCACACUGGAGGAUCAACCCGUUACCGAACGUCUGUUUCGCGACUUUCAAGUAGGCGCUCAAGUUACACCUCAUCCUCCGGCUGACGAAGUGGAAGUUAUCGGUUCCAUGAUAACAGACGUUGUGUCUUCCUCCAGUUCCGGUGGCGGCACUGUAUUGGAUGUGAUGGACAAGAGAAACAUCGUUCCCGAGGAUCAGGAAUUAUCGGAGUCCAACAAUCACGAAGUGGAACCAGCACCAACGUUGCUUCUGCAAACUAGUUACACCACCUUCACGUACUUUACGACGAUGUACAAAGGCGAUCAGACAAAUGUUGCGAGUCGAUUAGAAACGGUUACGAAUGUUGUCACGGAGACUUUGAGACCGUCUCCCUCCGUAGUGCUGGAACCGACCAGCACAACGCCGGUAACGUAUUUCACGACGUUUACUUAUUGGACGACAUUCUACAAGGGCGGCGACACCAUAACUACCAGCCGCGAAGAAACGGUCAGCAACGUCGUCACACAGGGAAUUGCGUCCUCACCCACCGUAGAACUCGGUGUAGUAAUGACGUACACGCCGACCUUGAAUCCACCAGCGGAAGAGACGUCUUUGACGAACGAGAAAGAAUCCAAGGUCACAGCGGACAACGAAGUUACACCUUUGAGCAGUGCCGUGCCUGGAAAAUCCAUCACUGAAGAUGCGAACGUACUAUCCAAAGGAAUCGUGACUGAUCCUGAUCAUCACAGCGUCGUGAACGCUUCAUCAAUAUCACCCGAACCCACGACUUUCUACACUACGUUUACUUACUUCACUACGUCUUACAUCGGAAACGAAACGAUCCUCAACAGCAGACUGGAAACGGUGACCAGCGUUUCGAUACCGUCGAAUAUUGCGACGCAACAGCCAACCGGUCGCGCGAUCGGUGGGUCUGUGUAUCCGUCAAUUCAAACUCUGGGCACCGACGAAAAGACAACUAUAUCGCCUUCCAAAGUAACCGAGACUCAGAAAACGGGCUUGAUCUCCACGAUAAGUUCGAGCGAAGUGCACGAAGGUACUACGACUCACUACACGACGGAUAUUUACGGCACUUACAUAGACGGAUAUUAUGCGCAAGUGCAGGAGAGCUCGACGAGAUUGGAAACGCCGUCGUUGCCUUCCUCGUCGAUAGCCACGCCAGUACUUCCCACGGGCGUUUUAUCGUUGAACAAAGGAAGUGUAAUAGACGCCGACGAAGUCACUACUGUUUACUUUACAACUAAGCAAGUCGGCACGCUUCUCGACGGCGCGUACGCUAAAGUGAUCGAACACACAUCGAGCACCAAGAUAGACGAAGAGAGGAAAGCGAGUAUUCCACCCACUCAGGGUCAUCGAACCGGUUUGGUGCGCCUGAUUCAAGGUCAAAUUGAGAAUAACGGAACCACCACGUUCUAUCAAUCGAAAGUUAUCGGUACCAGCAUUGAAGGAAGAUACGCUCAGAUUAUCGAAAGUACUUCCAGCUUCUACGUGCCAAGCACAACAAGCAUCUCGCCGACCUCUACUAUACCUCCUAUUCAAUCGACAGGUAUACCAGAAAUCUCACCCUCUCCCGCUGUUAUUCAGUCUUCUCUGUCCGAAGACUCUUCGACGGAACCCACCGACGAAGAAUCAGAGGAGGAUGGCGAACAAGGCGAAGAAGACGAUGAGGAAGAUGAAGAAAGCGAGGAUGGACAAAGUUCCAAGAAGAAAUCACGUUUGACGUUCUCGACCAGAAAGAGGACCUUCACACCGGUGAUCAGACCGUUCGCUUCCAGAAACAGACCUACCUUCAAUCCGAAACGCAAAGGCGCGCAAGCUGCGACGACCAUUACCAGAACGGAUAUAACUCCUACGAUAACGGCCACUUUAGCCGGCAAAGGAAGCAGAUUCGUGUUACAGCGAACUCGCGUCACAUCGCCCAACGGAUCGUACUCCUCGACAUUGUCUCCGUCGAAUUCAAGAAGAUUUCUAGGAAGACGACCUACCACCACGACAAGCUCGUAUAGCACGUCGUUUUCGAGCAGUCGAGGAAGAACACCGUCUAGAAUAAGCCCAACGUCCGUGUUUCAAACCACCAGACGCGGCCCGACGUCGAUAAGAGGAUCCUCGAAAGCUCCGGCUCGCGUCUCGAGUUCCUCAUUUCCCGUCGCUUCUUCGAGAUAUCGAACGGGUAUUCGACCGUCGUCGACGUUACUGAGAGGACAGUCCACCAUUAAGCACGAGGAUCAGGAAAACGACGCUAACGAGUUUACCACAACCAUGCUUGUCACGGACGAAACGUCAUUCACCGAUUCCUUAGACGGUGAAACUGUCACUACUCCUUUGCAAACCACGACGGAAUCUACGAGAAAAUCCACGAAUCCACUCUUAAAAUUCCGAAGACCGAUCAGUUUGAAUGGAAACGGCAGGUCGGUAACUACACCGAGACCACCGACGACUACGACUCCGAGACGAUCGAGCAAUCUGAACAGGCCGAGCGCGCCAACGGUUCCAAGAGUGACUAAUGGCCGAACGAAUAACAGAGCAACUCCUCCAGUGUCCACGAGAACACGACCGAGUAACACGGGUUUGUUCCCACCGCGUGGAUUUCUCGGAAGAAAACAAGAAGCAACUACCGAAGAACCAACCGAAACAACUGAGGCAAACGAAGAAGACGAAAGCUUUGAAGACGAACCCGUUGAAGAAAUAUCUGACAAUGAUUACGAGGGAUCCGAACACGAAGACAGAAGAUCGAACGUGAAUCGACGUUCUGGAAAAUCCGUCGGACCCGUUGUACAGAUCAGACCUUUCGGAACUAGAAGAAGAGUUCGUCGUCAAGCUAGUCAAUUGAGAAUGUACAGCAAUCGGUUUCGUCGACCUGCUCAGUCUUCGUCUCCCGCAAAAGCGGAAGAAAGAUCUGAUUCACUGGAUGCUGUAACGACUAAAGAAGACAGUGUUAAGACUAAACCUAUCGCUCGAUAUAGCAAUAAUCGCGCGCGGAGUUUGACACCGUCGCAGUUACAGCAAAAGGCAUCCAAUGGUCCGGAUCAAUCGUCGGCGGAGACGAUGGAGUCGCCGAGUCAGCAGAAAUCCAGAACCACCAGGCCGAAUCAAUCUAACGGAAAUAGGAACGGACCUGUCAGAAUAAAGCCGUCACCAGCUUCGAGCAACGGUAGACAAUUUACAUUAAGAGAAAAAGAUUCGAAUAGACCGGGAUACAAGAGGCCGCCUUCCGGUUCCACAAGAACAAAUAACAGAUCCACCAGUAAACCAACCGACAGAGUGAGACCACCGAGAUUACAAAACAGAUCCAAAUCAACUGAAUCUCCGACCAAUCGAAGAGUACCGCCGUCUCGUUCGUCCUCGAGAACGACAAACGGAAGAAAUAGCAGAAGAGGUUCCACGAGAGGCAGAGGAUCUCACGAGGAUAUACGAGAAGCACCUACGAUAUAUCCGAACUUCGACGGCACCAUAACUGUGACGCAUUACGUGCCGACAGAGGUGACAAUUCCGGUGGUGAACAAUGGCGUUACGGAACAUCGAAACAUCAUAACGGCGCAGCCUAGCACCGAGGUUCUCGGGCCUUCUCAGUACAGCACGGUAACAACUGGAGAUGGCAAACCGCUCGUGGUAAUCGUUAGCGAAGUGACGGGCACCAAUGUCCAAGGACAAACCGAAGUCACGCGAUUCCUACUUCACGAGACACCCACUACUCGUAUCUCGCACACUCUCACGAGCCUCGCUGGCCGUCGCGUCUCUCAAUCGGUUAUCAUGCCCACAACGGUAUACUCCGUGGAGAACGUAGUUUCCACGGUACAGCCAACCCUGUCUGGCAACGCUCCUCUCGCCAAUAUUCUUUUAUCGCAAUUACUUCUGGGCCAGUUAGGCCCGAAUCCAUUGCUGCAGCCACAAGCCACACCCUCCACACAAUAUAACACACGCACCACUUCCUAUAUUACUACAAUAACGAAGCAUCAGAGCACUGUCAUUCCUCUAACUUUCCGCGGAAAGGAAAUUCUGACGACUCUGGUCGACUCGUCGACCGAUGUCGUCACCGCGACGGAAUUCGUCACGGACACCGUUGUGGUAACACCGACGGCCGCCAUACCGGCGGCCAAUCUGAAUUCUCUCUUGCUGCUGCUUCAACAACCGCAGACACAGCCGCAGAACACGAAUCCGCUGCUUGAUCCUUUAUUCGCGGCCGCUCCGUUUACGCAGAGCAACACUCUGCCGGGAGAAGUCGAGAGAAGACAUCAACCGGCCGAUUCCGACUACAGACACGAUAGUUACGAAUAUUCGGAAGAAGACGAAGCGGAAGAUUACAAGAAGUCGUCGAGAUCGCGCGCAGGUGGACGUGCGAAACCGAACGACAAGAAAAAGGAGGUCAAAGGAGUUACCGCGGCGGCUUCUAAGGUCGAGUCCAGUGUGGUGACGCUCUACGUUUCCGGCCGCAGACCCGGAGAAUUUAGCACAGUUCUGAGUACUGUAAAAAUCGGCGACACCGUCACCGCAUCUUCCAGAAGACGCAGAGACACGUCGAACGGAGCAGUCGAGGUACGUCCCUCUGUACCGCCGUCGUUGCACGCCGGACCGGCGGCCGUCGCCAUUUUGGCGGGAAGCGAGGAUACCAUUGACGCACAUGCGCCGACAGAAAGUCUCGAGAGCGUAAAUAACACGUUGAAACAAACAAGCGGGAACAUCGCCUUUGCAGGUGAUUUCUAUGACGAGUCGGUGCAAUACGGAGACGCGAGCGUCGAACGCAACAGAGACGGCACCGUCGCUUGGCCCGCGAACGAGGAUUUUAAUAUCAGAAGAUUCGACGAAGAAUCUUCUGACGACGAGGAGGCGCUACGAAAACGAGUCAGAAUUCGAGUACCCGUGGUGCGUAGUGGAAAAAGCGCCAGACAACACAAACUCACCGUCGUCAGACGCAGACCUUUAACAUCUCGCACCGAAGCGUCUCUCACGUACUCGUCCACCGCGCACGCACCGCGAAGAAUCGUAGUGACGCGCGUUCGGACCUUCGAAUCGGGUAGAUCGAUCGAUCCGACCGACGUUACGGACGAUCCGGCGAGCUAUCAGACCGUCGCUGGCAAACACAAAGUGACAAUAACCAGACGCAGAAAAAUCCUGACCACACCGACUACGCCGAUUACUACGAACAAAGUCAGAGUGACCAGAAAGAAAUUAGUCGCGGUGCGACCGAUACUGCCGACACCGACUUUCGCGAUUAUUACCACCGGAUUCUUCACCGCUUCUUCUUCGGAUUACGACGAAUACUCAGACGAAGAAGACGAAAAAUACGAAGGAGAUAAAGUGGAAGACGAAGAGGACAAAGUUGACGAAGAGAUAGAUCAUUCCGCCGUCACGCCCGGUCUCGAAGUAACACCGAAUCUUAUUGACAGCAGACCAGACGAGGAGACGAGUUUUGCGUUGACGGAUGCCAGUUCUACCGUGUCCGAAGAAAGCGCGUCAAACGCGCCGGUGAUCAUCACCGAUCAUUUCUUCCUUCCUCCGUUCGACGACGAGGAAGAGUACGAGGAUGAUUACGACUACGAGACCACGACCGAAAAUGUUGAAAAAAUUACGAUUCCGAUGGAAGACGCGGCUACAACUGAAGCAAUCUUGCCGAAAGAUAAGGACAACGUUGUGUCUACUAAGAGCGACUCUGAAACGCGAACGGAAAGUGACGACGUUACGACGACGACGCCGAUUAGUCAAAGUACGUCGGAAGAAGAGGCAAAGACGGAUAAAAUACACGAUAAGACGCCAACGAAUGCAACAGAAUCGAUCGAUAUCACUGUGCAAGACAAUUAUACCAGCACAGAGGAAUCUACCACGAAUCUAUUGGACGAAGAUAUAACAACUACUGAAUUUACCUCUAUUGAAGAAAACAAUACCGACGAAUCAAUCGUGAAAGAUCACACGACUGUGACCGACGAACUCGACGAGUCCACCGAGUCUCCGAAUGUUUCCGAAGAGAAAAUCACUACGAUGUCUACCGCAACGGAAGAGGAUAUUUCACCUGUCACCGAGAUAACGCUCGGAGCAAAAGAAGAAAAAAGACCAACCGAAGCUCCCGAAGACUCUACGGAGCGCGGUAUACAGAGCACGUCGGAAACGAUCGAGCAAACUUCGGAAGAGACAUUACCGGCGCAACCUGUACUGCCGGAUAUUAAAAUCGCUUCUAAUUCAACCCAGAUCUCUCCUGUCGAAACGGUUCCCUUGUUUAGUGUCACAAUCGCGCCGAGUUUCGAAAGCGUAAUACCUCUGGAAACUGGGAAAUCGUCGAUGAGCGAUCGCGAUACGUCUCGUACCGAUUAUCUCGAUGACUCGUACGUACCCAGCGUGAUACCCCUCGGCGCGAAUUAUUCACACGAAGUCGCAAAAUCGUCCUCGAUCACCAGAACCGCCGUGUCCGAGACCACCCCCGUGAAAAAAGUCACGACCAAGAUCGCGUCGCCUACGCCGGAAGAGAUCGAGGCCGGACUGGCGGACGAUCUCUACCUGUCGUUGUCUCGCCUCGAUUUCCCCGAGAUCUUGCCGUCCAAACCGGCCGUUAAGUCUGAACUAGAGACCAAAUCCACGCCGGAUCUCGCGCUUGAGCCCAGCACGAGCGUCUAUUACACCGAGACGGUAGUGACGUCGACGCGAUUAAGAACAUACACGUACGUGGUGACGCAACUUAACGGACUGGAGACUAAAGUUACAUCGUCGACGACAGUACGACCGAGAGUGACGACACUUACGCUGACGGUGCCCGUCACGGUGACUGUCACUCCUACCGUGGAGUCGUCAGCCAACGUCAUAUCGUCUGUGUAUAAUCCAGUAUCUAUUAUCGGAGGGUACGAAACGAAAGAUGAAGAAGAGGGACGCAGAUUCAAUCUGGCGACCCGCGUAAUGUCAAACGGUGUGGAAGUUAUCGUCGCCGGGCCGACUCCGGCUCUAAGAUGGGAAAAUUCAAAUCCCCAACCUACCCUUACGUUGUCGGACGCGGUGGUCAUGCUCCUCCCGCAGGACAAACCUAACGAGUUUGUCACGAAGACUUGCACAACAACUUUCACAUAUCUCAACACGAUUACUAAGGAUGGAACGACUACCAUUACCACGGAACAGCAGGUUGUAGCGAAUACGGCGACGGAGGAGCGACACAGAAAAUCCGGUUCUGAAACUGCAGCUGUGACUCUGGAAGCAUCGCCGACUUUACGCACCGAAGUGUUUAAAACAACUUAUACGUAUCUGACGUUGAACACGGAUCAUCCGGAUGUAAACGACGCCUUGGAAAGUAGCACAAAAGUUAUAACAAAUACUGUGACCGCGCCACAGCAUUACCUAGAUAUGAUUCUCGAGCCGUCAGAAGCACCGCGACCGGAAACCAAUACAUACCUCAGCACCAGAGUGUUGGAAAAGACAUUCAUGGAAGAAGGUCGAACAAAAAUAGAAACGAUCAGCGACACAAUCACUCAGCUGAUAGUUACAGAAUCGGCUCCUCCGCCACGACCGACCAGUGUGACAACCACUUUGACUGCGUUGGAUAACACCGACGGUAGUGUGACGGACAUUACUAAGACGUAUUAUAUCACCUACACGUAUUUCAAUACAUUUUUGGAGAAAGGCAGCACGGUGGUUCGUACGAACAUAGCAACAUCGACCGACGUGGUGUUGGAGAAAGUACCGGUAAGAAAAACGACUAUGAAAACUGUUCCAAUUAAUUCCACACCGGAGCCAAUACAGAUCUUCGCCACCAAAACGUAUCUCACUACCUUCACUUACUUCACAACGUUGCUGCAGGCCGGUCCGGAUGGAGAAACGUCAACAACUGUGACUUCCCGAUCGCAUAUCGUCGAAAAUGUCGUGACGGAAUCGAUAGCCCCGAGUUUAUUAGACGCGGGCUACAUGAGCGCCUUGUUAACGACCGCGCAUCAUUCCGAUCCGGUGAAAAACGUCGUAACAGGUUCGACGAUCAUUUUCUUCGACGAGGAAGAUCAGAUCGAUCCAACGUCAACUACCAGUCUUCCGGAAUCGACUUCCGUCGCGGAAACAACAAAAUACGAAAAGAGUUCCGCGAGCGCGACAACUACCACCACAUCGACGGAAACAUCUUUGUCCGACAGCACCGACAGUUCCGAUGUAAACCCAACGGAAUCAAUUAAAAAGGAUAACAACAGCACUGCAGUAUCGAACGAUGAAUCGCAAGACAAACGACCCGAUUCUCAGUCCGGAGAUGAUCACCAAGUCAGCAAUCUCCUCAGUUUGAGUUCGUUGGGUAUAAAUAGCCUGUCUGCUCUGGGACCGGUGAUUACGGCGAUGGCUGGAUUGUUGCAAGGAAAAACCACGGCCAGUCGUAGAAAUGACACCGCACCAUUGACGGAAACUCAGGAAACCACGAAGCAGAGAUCGCCGAUCUACAUACCUGUUGCGGAAUUUGUUGACGGCGACAUAGAAACUGCCGAAAGUCAACACAUUGCUGUUCAUCUGGCAAAUGUCAAUCACAAUUAUAUCCCCGAGACACGUCACAAGGUGACGAGCAGUCUCGCCGAUGGCAUACCGAUAUCGCCGGGUGAAAUAAUCACCGCGAACAGCGACGUUAUCAUAGGAAAGCCCGGCAAAAUGGCGCCGAGACCGCCGCAGACAUUUUUGAAGGAGGAAGAACACAUUGGCAUGAAACCUCCCCCUAUGCCAGUGCCGAACAUUCCGGUGCAUCCUGUGUUGGAAGUUUUGGAAGACGAUCCUGAUGACACGCAACCUCAGUCGACCGUGCAAGGACCGCAGGUGCAAAUCUUACCGGCUCAUCAAGUGUACGAAGAACACUUGAAAGUACCAGCUUCGAUUCCUCUCGAUGCAAAUCAUUCACCGUCUCCCAAACAAUCUCAAAAAUUACUUCCCGUUCAGUCGGCGCCGCCGCCUAAAAGAAUCGUAUCAAAACAGGAUAUCCUGGAAAACGAUCCUUUGCUAAAGCCACCGGACAGACUCAAUGUGGAACAAUAUGCGAAUCCCAAUAUAAAUCACAAGAUUCCGGAAUGGAAUACGGAAAAAUACAGAAGACCUUGGAGCGCCAAAGAUCCUUUAACGGCGCCGUUGCCGCCUGCGAGAUUCGACGAGAUUCAACCGAGUAAACCGAUUGAGAAACCACGUCCGACUAUAUUAUCGCUGGAGGAGCAAAAACAAUCGCCGUGGGCACAAAAAGAUCCAUUGUUACCGGACAGUUCUAUUAUCAUUCAGAGCUCGGAAACAAAACCGCUUCCCAGCGAGCCAAUAAUUCAUCAAGUUCCGCAUGUUAUCGACAGAUCUACGGGACAACCUUUGCUAGUCAAUAUUCAACCGAGUCAAGUAGCAAAUGUUGUAAUUCCUCAAGGCGGUACGCAGGCUCUCAUUUUCGGAGACACCAAUGAACCUCACAUUAGCGGACAGUACUUUGACGAUCCCUCACCUUAUCCGGAACCUGAAACCGGACCGGGUUUCGUUGGUAUUCAAAAGGUUGAAGAUUUGCCUCAAUAUUUAAACGAGAAAAAUCCAACCGACUACAUGGUUCCUCCGUCGCCUCCGACCAGCUUAAAACCCACUUCCUUAAAACCAGGUAUUUCCGGUCGUCCGCACGCUGUUCUGUUGUCACCCGUACGCGGAAGACCGCAAGAUGUGCCGGAAACACCUGUAUUACGACCCGAGAAGAGACCUUCGGAAAUUCAUUUGAUCAAACGACCCGACGGAUCUGGGAGCUCUAGUCAAGUUCACACGGAAAUUCUUGUGCAUCACAAGCCGGAAACGGUAAACAUUCGACCGCAGUCUAUUUCUCAUUCGUCUGGACAUUCUCAUCCCGUUCUCCAACAAGUUCCGCCAAGACGUGCGGAAGUUACCACACCAACCGAAGUUCCGCAUCGCUAUAUAUUUCUUGGCAAGCCGGAUUCCGGGAACGAGAUAGGGCUGAACGCCAAGAAACCGAUGAGAUACACGCUGAACAAUCGACAGAGGCCACGACCCGUUUUGAGACCGACGACCAAUCGACCUCUAGACAGAUACGUUUUUGUUGAGCGACCCAAUGGAUAUCCUCCGGGAAGAAAACCUCCUUAUUCUAUAUCGCAGAGGCCGCCGACGAAAACCCAAAACACUUUCGCGUUGCCGCAUCGUUCUCCCAUGACUUCUCAGUCUUAUCAUGAACCUACUCGAACACCGCCCAAGCAGUUCUCCAUUCAGAUCGAUCAUCAGAGCAGACUUCCGCAUAUUUAUUCCGACAAAACAGGCGCGAGCAAUAUCGCAACGACAAAUUUGCAAACUGAACAGAGCGAUCACAUACCUACCGGAGCUGUAGAAUAUCAUAAUCCGUUACAUCCGAAUCCAAUGUCGGAAGAAACCAAGCAUUUACAAGUAUCUUCUACUACGCAACGUACAUCGUUGGGAAAUAAUUCUGACAAACGGCCGACAAAUACACGAACGGAACAGACGUUAUUAGAUUCCGACAUUAACGCGUCGGAAUAUCAGAAUCAUUAUGCGGAAAAUCACAGUCAAAAGUUCAAUAGCCAAAAUAUGAAGAACACGAUGAAUUCCGGAUAUAUCAAUCAAACUCUGAAAUCGCAACACGGAUCGGUUGUUUCCAUCAAUACAGUCGUGAGCAAACCGUUGGAAGUCGAUCAGGAACACAGUGUCAAUUUCAAACAUGAUUCUUCAGUUUUGAGCGUUGCUGGAAAGCCGUUGUUACAAGGAGCUUACAGCACUGAUCCUUACAACACAAGACCUUACGAAUUACCUGUGGUGCAAGGCAAGCCGUUUGGUGUUUACAACGGUUACGUGGACUCGAUUACUCCUUACGGUUACAAACGAAAACAAGGUAAACCCGAUUACGAGAUAGUUCACGGUAUACCAGCUCCUUACAACGAAGAGACAAAACCGCCAAUGAAAAAGACUCAAGACGGACAAGUUACGACGACAAAUUCACUUGAACGGGAUGACACUAUCGACUUGAAACCGCCAGCGAUUGUACCUCAAUUCGGUGCUGAAUCAGACAGACCUUUGAUGGGAAGACCUUUCUCCAGACCUGUUAAACCCGAUUCAAGACCCGUUCUACACGUUAAACCGGAAAUAUUGACGAAACCGCCGAUUAAAUUCGAAGUCAGACUACCCGAGUACGGUAUGAAACUUCCGGAAAAUGUCAAACCGAAUAUCGCGGAAAUCUUCGUCAAUCAAACAUUAAGUCACGAAGUAAAAACGAAUCAUGAUCUUCAGAAGUGGAAUGCGGGCGUUGCGGCCUCGAAUACCGUAAAGCCUCAGCACAAAAUAUCGGCGCAACAUGAUUUCCAAGUUAAACCGAUCGAAAACAAAAAUGGCACCGUAUCUCGUCCGAUUAAAAUUAAUAAUAAUAAUAACAAGCGUCCGAGCGUCGCUCGGCCGGAACACGGAACAUUUACUAGAAUCCACCCGGAAUAUCCUCACAUCUUGACGAAACCAAAACCUCAAGUGCCCGAUCCGGUGAUCAUUUCCAGCGACAGCGCGAGUCUGGAAAUGCACAAUCGUCCGAACAUGAAAUUUUCCAUGUCGGUCGACGCUACGGGGGAGGAAGUGGACAGUAAGACGCAAACUGAGAGACCGCCCAGCAUGCUGGUCACGAAAAACAAUUUGUCGCAGAACAAACAGACCGAUGAGAUUCUCGACACGGCGCAUCAGAUGAACUUUGCCACUUCGGAUUCUCAAAAUAAACCAGAUGGAAAAACAAGACCGGUUGAUGUUAAGGAAGUAAAUGUUCCUUCCAGAAACAUAAUGCCGCCGCCUUUGAGUGUGACGGUUGAACCGAACCAAUCAAAUCAAAACGAACAAGAGGGUCUCAAACCUCCGCCGCUGCCGUCGAGCGACGUGUUCGGAUUGUCGCCACCACCGAUAGACAUCACUACUACUCACGUGCCGAUAGAGGACAGAUUCGCUUUGGUGACGAACAACGUGUCGGGUCUGAAGCCGCCGAAAUACAUACCUCUGAAAGAAUCGACAACGCCCGCUCUGCCUAGCACGAACAUGGUCCCACCGAGUCCGAGACCGCCAAUCACAAGACCUUUCCUCGUGGAACUGCUGUCGCAGGACAUGGUACCGCCACCACCGGUGUUAACGACGACAAGACCGCUCGAAAUCGCCACCGUGAGGCCAGCUGUUGCGGUUUCCGGUUCUAUACAGAUAGCCACUGCUGUCGCCACAUCUCACAUUCCGGUAGUUCACGAUAUCGAAUCCAAGAUUCCAAUUAUUCACGGCACCGUUGAUUUGCCGGUUGUGGUCGACGUUCCUGACAUUCUUAAGUCCGCAGAAACACGAAUGACUCAACACGUUAGCAUUUACACCGUUCGACCUUUUGAUACCAAACACGUAUCCAGAAUUCCUAUUCAAACGACAUCGACAUUGCCCACGAACAUGGUAAUACCGACGAGGCUAAGACCAUCGCAUGUGGAUCACAUUCAGCCGAGCAGAUCGUCAACAAUUCAUUACAAUAUCGAUUCGACAAAAUUGUACGUGUUGGACGUUCCUCCAAAUCCUGUUAAGCGGCCUGAGCAUCCGGUAUUCCUGGAAUCUAGUCAUGAGAUCGUUUUGCCAUCGACAAGAAUGGAACCUACCGAAUUUUUAACAUCCGUCACGAAAAUGACUGAUCAAAAGACGCGACAUUCGACCGAGACGAACGUUGAGAUGAUCAAAACACAAAAACCACAAGCGACCGAGUACAGUACGGUGAACAGAACGGCGAGCAAGGAGUCGUCUAUAAUCGUUACCAGAGUCGACAGUUCGAUCUCGAAAGUAACCAAUACGUUGAGACCGAUACUAAACAAUAAGACGCGUUCCGAAACAAGCGAUUUGGUCGUGCAAGUUACAAAGAACAUUGCGAAACCUACAGCUAGCACCGUCAAUCAGGAUGAAUCCAACGCUACUAUACAAAUGAAACCAAAAGAGGUAAUUCGAUUUAAAACAUCGACGGUAACGAGAACGAAAACAUCGGUGUUAGGUUCGCCACCGACAACGAGAACACUCCUGCUCACGCAUACAAUGACCACGACGACGGUGGAAACGGUUACGGAAACAUUGGUGCGACCAACAAGCGUCGUGUCCACGGUAACAUCGACGAUUUUACAAUCGAUCGUGACGAGAAUACCUUCGCUUUACGACAAUGCUGUGGAUAACGACUCGAUAUUUGUCGUGAUGAGCGAUCAGAAACCGCCCGCGCCCGGGGCGGAAGAGGUGGAGGCUGAAUACGGAGAGGAAGUUUCGCGUGACGAGCAAGAUCCGAUGGGCAACGAGGUUCACAAGGUACUUGCGGGUGGAAUACUCGGCGCACCUGUGGCACCUCUCCCACCCGCUGCAAAUCAAUGCACACCGGAAUGCAAACCGUCCAAAUCUGAAAUAUGUGCCGAGGUAGGAACUGAAACGAGGUGUGUGUGUCGGCCAGGAUUCGCGAGAAUGUUCUUGGAUCGUCCUUGCAAGCCGACUUACACGUACACUCUGCGCGUUGGUCUGGAUCGUAUCGGCCACGACUUCGUGGCCUACGAAAAUUCCCUAAAUGAUUCUACAUCAACGACCUACAAACGUCUGAUGACUCCGACGAAAGAAGCUUUGGAUCGAAUGUUGAUGCAGAGUGAUCUGAGAGAUAUUUACAGAGGGCUUACAAUCGCCGGAUUCACCCCGGAUCCCACAAGAGUCGAGUUUCACGUGCAGCUUAGCGAUAACACUAACGAGGCCAGAUUGAAAGAAGUUCUUCGGAAAUAUUUGGUCGGAAGCAAUUACAGUUUGGGCGGCAUGGAGGUUUUCGCAUCAAAGAAUCUUGAUUUGAUUGAGGCGGUUGACUUCGACGAGUGCGCUUUCAGAGAAAACGGACCGCAUCACGACUGUUCGCCUUACGCAGCGUGUUUCAACUUACGAGGCUCCUAUCAAUGUUCUUGCAGAGAAGGCUGGGCCGAUUUGUCUGACAAUCCAGCGUAUCCUGGAAGAGUGUGCUCGCAGGCUCCGUUAGGAUGCGCCGGUUGCAACAACAAAGGUCAUUGCGUCACCAAUACUCUCGGUCAGGAGGUAUGCGAAUGCUUCCCUUGGCACAGCGGCCAACGUUGUCAAGUUAAUCUCAAAGUUUUGUUGAUAGCCCUGGUGACGACCGGAGCAAUCCUACUGGGUCUCUUAGCGAUUUGUGUGGGAAUGACGUGCUUCCGUCACCCGGGACGCGAUCAAAAGACCGGCGACAGACGUGCAAUGAUCUCCAGAACGGGUUGCGACACCAGUAGCGAAGGUAGCGUAACCGAUCUGGCGAUACCCCAUCACGUGCCGCACGUUUUGCCACCGCCACCGCAAAUGAUAGCGCCGUUGCCGCCGAACAAGCGACCGAUUCGUAAGAUCAGUACGAAACCUCGUCAUCCACCGAGAAAAGCCACCAUGAUAUCCGCGCCUGCAAUUUCGGUCAGUGACGAUCAGCGUGAUCGCUCCUUGACGGUAAUGAUACCGCGCGCGAAAUAUCGAUCGGCGCCGCAGUCACCGCAAAAUUACAAAGGCGGCUUGAGCACCUUCGCCGCCGAGGAGCACAAGCUUCUAAAUUACCUCGACAAUGGCACGAGCUCUCUGGCAAACCGAAAACAAAGCAUAUCGAGCGCGAAGGAUUGCAAGGAGGCUGAUCUGCAGAGAACGAGAACUCCGGUGACGCCCACGGGUGCUCUUGUGAGCGCCGGUUUUCAGGUAUCAGCAACGGUGACUCGCACUGUAGACGCUGAAUCCACAUUGGCGCGCUCUUGCGGCGAAACCACCGUGGAGACAGCGACGAAAGUGCUGAGAAGCGGAGAUCUUCAAGUCGAUCUCGACUCAACACUGGCGCGCUCGUGCGGCGAAACGACCAUCCAGGCACCCACGAAGCUGCUCAGAUUGGACUUAGGCGAGGCGGGCUCAACUUUGGCGAGAUCGUGCGGAGAAACGACGAUCCAACCGCCAACGAAAGUCGCCGCUGUGCGAAGGAACAGCGUAAAAGACGCCAGAGAUAACAGAGACAUCAGGGACAGCGCCAGCGAGGGUCAUACCAUGGCCGAACGCGAUUUAGGCAGCACGCUGAGACUUCCGGCCCAACAUCCGCCGUUGUACAGUCCGGACAGGACCAGCGAUCGGGAAUCCAACUUCGAUUCGCUCUAGACGCUCAAACGAGAACGAGUCACGGUAAAUGAGAAGAUUAAUCGCGGACGAAGCCGCUGGACGGUAUCUUCCGUAAAUUUAAAUAAAAAGAUAAAUCAAAAUUAUAUCAAUACACGUGAUAAACGUGACUGAUAUGUAUAUUAUUUUACAAUUUUUUAUUAUUUAUAAAAAUCGACAUAGUUUUUUUUUACUUUCCUUCAGCACUUUCACAGUGUGUUUGCAGGGUAGCUGCUUGAUUUGUCGGAUCGAUCGGCAAGGAUUUUGCAUCGUUCGUUGGUUUCAAGAUUCAUCGAAAUUACCCGACAUUCUUAUCUCGUUAGUAAAAAUUUCUUCUAAAUUCGGACCUGUUUACGAAUUCUCUUCUCAGAUUAAAAUCUGAGCGCGUAUAUAACUUCUCGUUUAAACGCGCGUGACUCAACCCCGUGCCAAAAUAGAACCAAUGAAAUAUAAGGAAGGUUCCUUGAAGAAGCGUUUUCUUGCCUUCCUCUACGCGUCGUUUUUUCACGACAUCGAGCGCGAUUCGCUGUAGGUGAUUGAAAUAUUAGAUUAUUUAUAUUUAUUUUGUAUACAAUGUAAAACAUUCGACUGAUCAUAACGUCAAUAUUGUGUCAUUUCGAAGAGACAUAAAAAGUCUUUUAUGAAAAUUAUUCUUCUUGUCGAUAAAAUCUAUUUGAUAGAAAAUUUAGCGCGAGAAAUGUGUAAUUUGAAAGCGACAAUAUUUCAAUCGUCGCAGCUUGCCGCGCGCAUUAUAUGCGUGCGGUGCGAUACGUAGUGUCAUAAAUCGUAGAUGACGCAAAGAUAGCACGACGAAAAAGCUCGAUGCUCAACAUCGAUCAAAGAAACGAAAUUUUUAUUAUUAUUUUGUUGUUAUUGUUUGUUUGUUUAGUCUAUUCUCCGACGAUGUCGAACGCAUGUUGCCCGGCUUCGUUGCGGAGGCAUUCUUUGAGAACGAUCUCGUCAGAUCGUUGGAAGAUGACGCGAGUAUUGUUGCGGUGUUUGUUUGAAUGUAAAUUGUUUAUUUCGCGUGUUGUUCAACACAAUUGUUCUUUGAAGAUAUAUCAGUAGAUUAAUCAGUAGAGAUUCAAUUUCUCCAAAAAUAAUUUAACGUAUCUAAUUUCGAAAUUAGCUCAAGCGAUUAAAUGAAAAAAAAAAAAAAAAAAAUUGUAACAUUUUGCAUUCAAAAGAAGCACCUUUAUCCUCUCCCAGGCUGUUCAAAACGAAGCCGCGGCAACGUCGCCGCAUUAGAACUCGAGAAAGGAAGCGAAACGCCCAAUGUAUUUACUGUUAGCUCAAUAGUGUAAGCAGAAGUGUAACAAAGAACACACAAUGUGUAUCAAUAUCACCCCCCCGUCAGUACACGAUCAAUCAAAAGAUUUGUUCCGUCCCGCACGCAACGCGGGACGAGUUCAAUUACGCUGGUUUAGAAAACGAAGAUGACGAUGCUCGUAUUUUAAGUUUCUCUCGUUACUAACUUUGUCUCUUCUCUCUCUUUCCCUCCCGCCCCGUCUUACUCUUCAAUUCCUUUUUCAAAAACACGCCUCUCAUUAUGCAUAUACAUAUGUAUAAUUUUUUUUCCUGUUGUACAUAUUGCCUCCUCUCUUCGAAACCUCUUCUACGCAUUACUAUGUUGUAAUUUUGUAUACUUAUACAUGUACUUGUAAUAAAAAGUCAAUAAUAUAACGGUAUGUUUGAAAAAGGUACCUGUUUGUCAUA